GGCCCAAAGCAAUUUUUGCUUUUUAGUCACGAUUGGAGGUUUAUGGUUUAAUCACGAUUGGGUGACUCGUUAACAUAACUCGAUCUGAGCUUACUUGCGACAUUGAAAAAGCUUUUCUGAAGGGCUAGGGUUUAUUCCUGAAACUUGUGGAAGAUCGAGCACAGGACUGAGGCUAACAUUCAAAUCGCUCAACCCUAUGGCUUUCAGAUCCUGUAAGUCUAUAUCACCCAUCUUUCAUUUCAUGUACGACACUCUCAUACAUCACAGAAUCAAUCACAAUACACCCACUAUUGUUCGUUUUUUUGAAACCCAAUCUAUAGCGAACAAAUCAAAUUUCACUGAGAAACAAAUCAUCUCUUACCUCACAGAGUCAUGUGGGUUGUCUCUAAAAUCUGCUCUCUCAGCUGCUAAGGGGGUCAACAUCAACAGUACAGAGAAACCGGACUCGGUUCUUAAACUCCUAAGGUCGUAUGGGUUCACUGAAACACAUAUUUCUGUCCUAAUUUCUUUAACCCCAAAAUUAAUUUUUGCUGAUCCAGAGACAAAUUUGAGACCCAAAAUUGAGUAUUUCAAAUCUUUGGGUGUUGUCGGACCUGACUUGCCUAGGAUUAUCUGUUCAUGUUACAUGUUACGUUACAGUUUAGAAAACCGAAUCAAACCCACGGUAAAUUUACUUCAACGAUACCUAGGAACAAAUGAGAAUGUAAUUUGUGCUCUUAAGCGAUCUAUCCAUCUCGAUCUGCGCAACGUUCAGAAAGUUCUUGUGCCAAAUAUCAACACUCUGCAGGCUCAGGACGUGCCUGAAUCCCACAUUGGAAAACUAAUCAUGUUGCAUUCUAGAGCACUAAUGUCGAGAGUUGAUGUAUUUAAAGAGGUUACUAAUGCAGUUAAGGAAAUGGGAUUUGAUCCCAAAAGUAUUUUAUUCUUAUGGGCUAUCUGUUCAAUGACUAUGAAUACCAAACUCAAUUGGGAAAAGAAAAAGGAAGCUUGUAUGAGCUUUGGUUGGUCUGAAAGCACAUUUAAUUCAGCUUUCAAAUUGGAACCGAGGUUUAUGCUUUCCUCAGAGAAGAAGAUCAGGGAAGUGAUAGAUUUCCUCGUGAACAAGGCGGGGUUAAAAGCAUCAGAGAUUUCUAAAUGCCCAAGCCUUUUUCGAUUUAGUUUGGAAAGGAGAUUCAUUCCAAGAUGGUCAGUUCUGCAAGUUCUGAUGUCAAAAGGUUUGAUUCGGAAGGAUGUAGAUGUGGUUUGGGUGAUGAAUCGUACCAAAGAGAAUUUUGAGACCAGGUUUCUGACCAAGUACAAGGAGGUAGCUUCCGAGAUAAUCAAAGCAUAUGAUGGUGAGAUAGGAUUUCAAGGUUUCUCUCAGAAAUGAUUUGGCUGUAUAUGAGGUCUGCCAUCACUUCAAUGAGUUUUUUGGGUGGCUGAUACAGUAUGAGAAGAGGUCAAUCUGUGCGACGUUCAGAAACUUAUGGUGCCAAAUAUCAACACUUUGCGGGCUCAUGAUGUGCCUGAAUCCCAUAUUGGAAAACAAUCAUGUUGCAGUGUAGAGCACUAAUGUCGAGAGUUGAUGUGUUUAAAGAGGUUACUGAUGCAGUUAAGGAAAUGGAUUUUGAUCCCCAAAGUCGAUCAUACUUAUCGGCUAUCAGUACAAUGUCGAUGAAUACCAAACUCAAUUGGGAAAAGAAAAAGGAAGCUUGUAUGAGCUUUGGGUAGUCUGAAAGCACAUUUAAUUCGGCAUUCAAAUUGGAACUGAGGUUUUUGCUUUCCUCAGAGAAGAAGAUCAGGGAACUGAUGGAUUUCUUCGUGAACAAGGUGGGGUUAAGAGCAUCAGAGACUGCUGAAUGCCCUCUCCUUUUUCUAGCUAGUUUGGAAAGGAAACUCAUUCCAAGAUAUUCAGUUCUGCAAGUUCUGAUGUGAAAGGGUUUGAUUGGGAAGAAUGUACAUUUGAUAUGGGCGUUACAUGAAAGCAAAAAGAGAUUUGAGACUAGGUUUCUUACCAAGUAUAAGGAGUUAGCUCCAGAAGUAUUCAAAGCGUAUGAGGGUGAGAUAGGAUUUCAAGGUUUCUAUCAAAAAUGAUUUGGCUGCAUAUCAGGUCUGCUAAGAAGUGAUCCUCUAAUCACUUCAAUGAGGUUGUUUGGUGGCUGAUCCAGUAGGAGAAGAGGUAAGCAAGUUGCAUUAGACUCAGUUGCGUUUUAUUCUGAUUGGUUCGACGUCUUCACUUGACAAGAGCAGCCAAAAAUCUGCCAUCCUUGAAGACGAUGACACUGCGGAUUCACUCACAGAGCUCCCAUUUAUGACAUAUUGGCCGAAGUCGACAGUGUGUCACCUUAGCAAUACUCUCAGAGAGCAAUCAGUUUGCUGAUGUCCUCGCCAAGGUCAGUGAAGGCCAUUUCUAGGGACUCAUUUUGAAGCAAUAGACAGUAUCUUUGAAGUCUCAAUUUGGUAGCAUCAUAAAGACAAUAUUAUGGUGUACUUUCAACAGUAUGUAUAUGUUUACCUGUGUCUAUCUCUGACUUUGCAACCAUCAUUUGAUAUAAUGAUAAAAAUUCAAGUUGACAAAUUUCAA
Cornus florida is the source of this 2563-nucleotide messenger RNA. RefSeq lists its product as uncharacterized. Gene Ontology annotation, biological process: chloroplast organization; regulation of DNA-templated transcription. The coding region runs from base 197 to 1369 and encodes 390 amino acids. Gene Ontology annotation, cellular component: chloroplast. The record is from RefSeq and is a predicted model, not a curated record. Gene Ontology annotation, molecular function: double-stranded DNA binding. NCBI's taxonomy places the organism in Eukaryota, Viridiplantae, Streptophyta, Magnoliopsida, Cornales, Cornaceae. The transcript is spliced from 3 exons.